UGACGUAAUUUGUGUCCUCAUUUCCUCCUUCUUCCUCCGCCGCAUGCUUUUCUGACCAGCUGUGGGUAACAGAAGACAAUAUGAAUCAAGAGAAACUGGCUAAACUUCAAGCCCAAGUCCGAAUAGGGGGCAAGGGUACAGCACGUAGGAAGAAGAAGGUCGUCCACAGAACGGCAACAGCCGAUGACAAAAAACUUCAGAGUUCAUUAAAGAAGCUUGCUGUGAAUAACAUUGCUGGCAUUGAGGAGGUUAACAUGAUAAAGGAUGAUGGGACAGUGAUUCACUUCAAUAACCCCAAAGUGCAGGCGUCUCUCUCUGCCAACACGUUUGCCAUCACGGGCCACGCGGAGACCAAGCAGCUGACAGAGAUGCUUCCUGGCAUUCUCAGUCAACUUGGUGCAGACAGUCUUACAAGUCUGCGUAAAAUCGCCGAGCAGUUCCCCCGACAAGUUCUCGACAACAAAGCCCCCAAAGCAGAGGAUAUUGAUGAAGAGGACGAUGAUGUCCCAGAUCUGGUAGAGAACUUCGACGAAGCAUCGAAGAACGAAGCGAACUGAUCAUGCAAGACAUCUUUAAUUGGGACUGCAGUUCAGGAGAGACCCUGUUGCAGUAUUUUUAAAUUAGAUAACAGACAUAUCAUUUCAACACUAUUCCAGCAAACCAGAGACUUUUGUAUUUUAAAUUGGCAGUCUGCCCAGAUAAUCCUCAUCAGCCUGUCUCUUGCACUUAAAACAAGAUGGCGGUUAUGUGCUAUGACUUACAGUUCCGAAUGAAUACCACAUGGUCAAUCUUGAUUGAUUGGUGUGGUUAAGGAAUGACUAGUCUUAAUUAUUAUUUUUGUCAAUGAAACAAUAAAUAUCAUAAACCUUUU
This is a messenger RNA of Colossoma macropomum (tambaqui), 871 nucleotides long. It is a transcript of the gene btf3l4, whose product is annotated as basic transcription factor 3-like 4. NCBI's taxonomy places the organism in Eukaryota, Metazoa, Chordata, Actinopteri, Characiformes, Serrasalmidae. The transcript has 6 exons. The coding region runs from base 81 to 557 and encodes 158 amino acids. The record is from RefSeq and is a predicted model, not a curated record.